This is a messenger RNA of Cylicocyclus nassatus, 1081 nucleotides long. NCBI's taxonomy places the organism in Eukaryota, Metazoa, Nematoda, Chromadorea, Rhabditida, Strongylidae. The record is from the annotation of a GenBank genome assembly.
GUUUCAGCCACCAUGGCCAAUAUAUACCCAAUUUUCCUGUUGCUGAUGCUCCGAUUACUUCUUGUUGAAGCAAAAGGACCAGAUUUGUCCGGUCGAGUUGUUCAUGCAAUUAACUGCGGCGGACGACGUCACCAAGGGGCAUAUGGCAUAGUUUACCAAGAGGAACGAAAUACAGAAGGCAUUGCAUCCGACUACGGGACAAGGUGGGCCUUUCCAAAUGCGCCUGAAGAAGAUAGACCACUCUAUGAGACAGAGCGAUAUCAUGGUGGUGAUAUGACUUAUGUUUUUGAUAUUCCCAAGGAGGGUAGCUAUGUGAUCAUACUGAAGUUCUCCGAGGUUUACUUCCAAGGGCCUGGACAAAAGGUCUUUCAUGUGAACGUCAACGACAUUCCUGUAAAGAGAAGCCUGGACAUUUUUCAAGAAGCGGGAGCUACUGGUGCGGCACAUGACAUAUAUGUGGAUGUGUUUGCACAGAAGAGCGAACUCAUAAUCGGAGAUAUGAUUGCUGAAUUUGACGGCAAACUCACCAUAAAGUUGACACCUGUGGUCGACAACCCGAAAAUCAAUGCAAUAGCAAUUCUUACGGGAAAGUCUGACACUCUUCCUGCGCCUCCACCACCAGUCACCUAUGAAGAUCCAAGUAGACGUCGUCGGACAAAACCUGUUGAAGAAGAAUACGAGGAAAUGGAGUACGUCGAGCCACAGCGCGCUUGGGAGGAACCAGUACGGGAGUUUGCCAGCGGUCCACGUUCUCGAGAUCCAUUUGAAGACAAGAACGACAACGUUUUCGUGUAUCUGGGUGUGACACUUGUUUGCUUAUUACCGGUUGUCGCCUUUCUCAUGCACAUGUGAUGGAAACAAAACACAACUACAUAUUUCCAGAAGUUGUGUUGUUUCAUUUGUUAUAUGGGUAUUUUCUCUUAUGUACCGUUGUUUCUGUAUACACAAGUAAUUGUUUGGGAAGAGAUGCGCUGUUUUCUCGCCAUCUUCAAAUUGUUGACGUCUGUUGCUUUACUGGGUUCUCGCCCAAGGUGAUUGUUGAUAUCAUAGGCUAUGAUGGGUAAUAAAUUAUUUCUAUAGA